Glycine soja is the source of this 1916-nucleotide messenger RNA. Its product is annotated as berberine bridge enzyme-like 21. Gene Ontology annotation, molecular function: oxidoreductase activity; FAD binding. The record is from RefSeq and is a predicted model, not a curated record. Bases 59 to 1693 code for a protein of 544 amino acids. The transcript has a single exon. Lineage: Eukaryota; Viridiplantae; Streptophyta; Magnoliopsida; Fabales; Fabaceae.
CCGCACUCACCCUCCCCGAAGUCACCAACAACACUUGUCAUAGAAUUCACAACCGACAAUGGCGACAAAACCUCGUUUGGCUUAUCUCUCUUCCACUUUUCUUCUUCUUCUUGUUGUAACUGUCUUUACUUCGGUGUCGGCACAAGCCCCAGAAUCCCCAUCACUCUACAACACCUUCCUUCAAUGCCUCACCAAAUACACAAAUAACCCCUCCAACAUAGUCUUCGCCAACACCAACCCCAAGUUCCCCACUAUCCUCCAAAACUACAUCCGAAACGCGCGUUUCAACACCUCCUCGACGCGAAAACCAUUACUCAUCGUCACUCCCCAGCAAGAAUCACACGUCCAGGGCACAGUAAUCUGCGCCAAAAGCGUUGAAAUUCAACUCAAAAUCAGAAGCGGAGGCCAUGAUUACGAGGGCAUCUCGUACAUCUCCGAGGAACCCUUCGUCAUCCUCGACAUGUUCAACUAUCGCAGAAUCACCGUGGACGUAAAAAACGAGGUUGCAGUGGUCGAAGCUGGAGCAACACUUGGAGAAGUUUAUUACAGAAUCUGGGAGAAGAGUAAAGUUCUUGGCUUUCCAGCAGGGGUGUGUCCCACUGUUGGCGUCGGUGGCCAUUUCAGCGGCGGAGGGUACGGCAACAUGUUGAGAAAAUAUGGCUUAUCCGUUGAUAACGUCAUCGACGCGCAAAUUGUUGAUGUGAAAGGAAAUCUUCUAAACAGAAAAACAAUGGGGGAAGAUCUGUUCUGGGCUAUUAGAGGAGGUGGUGGAGCGAGUUUUGGUGUCAUUUUGUCGUUUACUAUUAAACUCGUUCCGGUGCCGGAAACGGUUACCGUUUUCCGCGUUGAGAAGACUCUUGAAACGAAUGUCACUGCCACUGACCUUGUCGUGCAGUGGCAGCAGGUGGCGCCAAAUACUGAUGAUAGACUUUUCAUGAGGUUACUGUUGCAGCCUGUGAGUUCGAAGGUUGUGAAGGGAACAAGAACCGUUAGAGCCUCGGUUGUGGCUUUGUUCCUCGGAGGGGCUAAUGAGGUUGUGUCGAUUUUGGCGAAGGAGUUUCCUCUUCUUGGGUUAAAGAAGGAGAAUUGCACUGAGGUGAGUUGGAUUGACUCUGUUCUGUGGUGGAACGAUGACAAUAGUUUGAAGAAUGGUGACAAACCUGAAACCUUAUUGGAUCGGAAUUUAAACAAUGCAGGUUUUCUCAAAAGAAAAUCUGAUUACGUCCAGAAUGCUAUUUCCAGAGAUGGGUUGGAGUGGCUAUUUAAAAGGAUGAUUGAGUUGGGAAAAACGGGGCUUGUUUUCAAUCCUUAUGGAGGGAAAAUGGCUGAGAUUCCUUCUGAUGCGACGCCGUUUCCGCACCGUAAAGGGAACUUGUAUAAGAUCCAGUACUCUGUGAACUGGGAUGAUCCUUCACCCGGUGCUGCUCUGAAUUUCACGAACCAGGCUAAGAGGUUGUUCAGUUACAUGACCCCUUUUGUGUCCAAGAAUCCCAGAAGUGCGUUUUUGAAUUAUAGGGAUCUUGAUAUUGGGGUUAACAGCUUUGGUGAGAAUAGCUUUCAGGAAGGGUUGGUUUAUGGGACCAAAUACUUCAAUGAUAAUUUUCAGAGGCUUGUGAAGAUUAAGACCACGGUUGAUCCUGAAAACUUUUUCAGGAAUGAACAGAGUAUCCCUGUUCUUCAUGGCGAAGCAUAGGGAAUCAUACAGAUACAGUGAAGAAUAUUGCUUAGUUUUUUUUUUUUUUUCCUUGUUUGACAGUAAAGAAUAUUGCUUAGUGCUCCUGUUAGUUGUGGCAUUUUCUUUUGUUCCUAUAGUUCUAUAUGAAUAGUUGGCCCAUAGGCCGUGAUGUUUGUCAAUUGAUUUGAUUAUUAUUAUAUCAUUGAAUUUUAAAGUUGAGGUAUAUGGUAGGUUCUGCUUA